This is a messenger RNA of Cotesia congregata, 198 nucleotides long. The record is from the annotation of a GenBank genome assembly. NCBI's taxonomy places the organism in Eukaryota, Metazoa, Arthropoda, Insecta, Hymenoptera, Braconidae.
AUAUACAAUUCUAUUCCAAAGAAUUACCGUCAUUAAAUUAUGAAAAUCUUAUUUCUCUGGCACGCGAAAGGAUUAAAGUCCUUAAAAUAAUCACAACGGUUACGAGACUUGCUACUCCUGGCAAAAGUGAUGAAUAUAUAAGGAGUCUUGUAAUAGAAAGGUUGAAUAAUAUCCGAAGCUAUGAUUACGUAACUUCAU